CACCGAGCAAGAAGCCAGGAACCAGCUCAAAGUUAUUCGUCCAAGAACCCCACCCCACUCCCCGAAUAGAAAUUUCGUCUUGGAGAGCCACCAAUGGCUUGUUCCACUGCAUCUUUAGCGGCGACGCUGCUGGCGUUCGCGCUGAUGUUCCAGGCCUGCGUCGCGGGGAGGCGGAGGCUCACCGCGCUCGUGCAGGAGCCGGCCAUCACCAUGAAGUACCACAAGGCCGCGCUCCUGUCGGGCCCCAUCGCCGUCAACUUCAUCUGGUACGGCGACUUCACGGCGCCACAGCGGGCGGUGAUCACCGACUUCGUCUCGUCGCUGUCCGCGGCCCCGCGGGCGGCGGCGCAGUCGCAGCCGGAGCCGUCCGUGUCCACGUGGUUCAAGACGGCGCGCAAGUACUACGACACCUCCAAGGCGCGUUUCCCGGCGCUGCGCCUCGGCUCCCACGCCGUCGACCGGAACUGCUCCCUCGGCAGGCGGCUCACGGAGCGGGACCUCCUCAGGCUCGCCGCCAGGGGGGCACCGAGCCGCGCCAUCAACCUGGUGCUCACGGCCGCCGACGUGGCCGUGGACGGGUUCUGCGCGUCCCGUUGCGGCACGCACGGCGCGUCCCCGCGGUCCCGCGCCGGCCGGUUCGCGUACGUGUGGGUGGGCAACCCGGCGUCGCAGUGCCCCGGACAGUGCGCGUGGCCGUUCCACCAGCCCGUCUACGGCCCGCAGGCGCCGCCGCUCACGCCCCCCAACGCCGACGUCGGGGUCGACGGCAUGGUGAUCUCGCUGGCGUCCAUGAUCGUCGGCACCGUCACCAACCCGUUCGGCAACGGGUUCUACCAGGAGGGCUCGGCCGACGCGCCGCUCGAGGCCGCCACGGCGUGCGCCGGCGUGUACGGCAAGGGCGCGUACCCCGGCUACGCGGGGGCGCUGCUGGUGGACCCGGCCAGCGGCGCCAGCUUCAAUGCCAACGGGGCCCACGGGAGAAAGUACCUGGUCCCGGCGCUCGUGGAUCCGGACACGUCGUCGUGUGCCACCUUGGGGUAGAUUUCGCGGAUCGUAAAUUAGUGUUUGCGAUGUGGCGGUGGUAGUGCUGUGGAGAGUGUUCCACGCGGCUAAAAGUUUGUGCUAAAGUAGUACUGACCAGGUUGCAUUAUUUCAUUUGUUCAAUGAAAAUGAAGUAUUUUCACGCA
This is a messenger RNA of Zea mays, 1187 nucleotides long. Its product is annotated as phi-1-like phosphate-induced protein. The transcript has a single exon. Lineage: Eukaryota; Viridiplantae; Streptophyta; Magnoliopsida; Poales; Poaceae. The record is from RefSeq and is marked validated. The coding region runs from base 94 to 1041 and encodes 315 amino acids.